UGCUUCUGAGGUGCCGCCGCCAUGCCGAAGCUGAGCAAGGAAGCCAAACAGCGACUGCAGCACCUCUUCAAAGGUGGCCAGUUCGCCAUCCGCUGGGGCUUCAUCCCUGUUGUACUUUAUUUAGGUUUUAAGAGAGGUGCAGAUCCUGGAAUGCCUGAGCCAACUCUUCUGAGUCUGCUUUGGGGAUGAAGGAAUUAAUUAAUGUAUUUUGAGAGUAUGCCUUUGAAGAUGAGUACAUUCCAGAGAUCGAAGGACAUUUAUGCAAUGCUACUGGCCAGCUAUUCACCUGAUAACAUGUAAAUGACAUUUCUGUUAGUCUAAUGUAUUUGGCACACUUUGUUACUUCUACUGGAAUAAAGAUUUAGAUUUAAAAUUUUUAA
This is a messenger RNA of Python bivittatus (Burmese python), 380 nucleotides long. It is a transcript of the gene TOMM7, whose product is annotated as translocase of outer mitochondrial membrane 7. The record is from RefSeq and is a predicted model, not a curated record. Gene Ontology annotation, biological process: protein import into mitochondrial matrix. Gene Ontology annotation, cellular component: mitochondrial outer membrane translocase complex. Lineage: Eukaryota; Metazoa; Chordata; Lepidosauria; Squamata; Pythonidae.